AUGCCGAAGAACCGCCCUGCCACCUCGGGCUACGCUCGUCUCGCUCAAGCGGACGAAGAACGAGCUUAUCUCCACGAUGAUUCAGAAGAUGACGAAAUUGCCGCGGUUUCAACGGCGUCCACCUCCGCUCCUCGAUACGCUCCCAUCGCUUCCCGAGCCCAGAUGCAGGCGUCCGGUCUCCACACACCCCCAGGCCAUCAACGCAGGCAUAGUGGCUUCCAAUACCCUCGAGGCCGGCGAAACUCCGGUGUGGAUAUCAAAGCGAUCAAUGCGCGUCUCGAAAAAUGGGCGGAGGAGAUUGCCUCUAAGUUCAAGAUCAACCGCGUCAAGGGCAAGAGCUACGAGGAGGAAAAGCUGGAGAUUUAUCAUUCUGUCUUCCAAGCACCCCCUGGAGUGGAACCCAUCACCGCCGAAGCCCUCGAAUCCGAUGAGUUUGAAGGCCAGCAAAGACAAGCCCGCGCCGAGUACGAGGAAAUCAUCGAAAGCGUUCGCGUCGCCAUUGAAAUGGGCGUACAUCCCCGGAUGAUCUCACAGGGUAGCUCCGGUAGUUACUUUGCUCGAAACACAGAAGGGAAGGUAGUGGGCGUGUUCAAACCAAAGGACGAGGAGCCCUACGCCUCACGAAACCCCAAAUGGACCAAGUGGAUUCAUCGCAACUUGUUCCCUUGCUUCUUCGGCCGCGCCUGUCUCAUUCCCAAUCUAUCAUACGUCUCUGAGGCUGCCGCUUAUGUCCUUGACGCUCGGUUGCGGACAAACCUCGUCCCAUACACUGGAAUUGUACGGCUGUCUUCAAAGUCGUUCUUCUACGAUUUCUGGGAUCGCAGAAAGGCAUGGAAAGGGAAGAAGUCCCUACCCCACAAGGCAGGCAGUUUCCAAGUGUUUUUGAAGGGCUUCAAGGAUGCCAACAUUUUCUUGCGCGAACAUCCUUGGCCUGACCAGACGAAUACUGGAUUCCGUGCCGAAGAUGCACCGAAGCGAAAGAAGCGGCCAUGGAACGAGGCCUGCCGCCCAUCGGGGGCCCAGUCGGAUGAUGAAGAUGAUGAAGAUCCUGGCUACGUACCGUCACCACCGGGCUCGCGCGAUGAAAGCUCCGAACGUCGAUUUUAUUGGACCGAGAAUCUCAAGCAAUCGUUCCGCGAGGAACUGGAGAAGCUUGUGAUUUUGGAUUACAUCAUGCGGAAUACUGAUCGAGGUUUGGACAACUGGAUGGUCAAGAUUGACUGGGGGACGGAACAAGUUUCGAUCGUGGCAGAGCCCCCCAAAGCCACCGAGCCGCAACCUAAACACGAUGAGGAUGAGCUCAUGCCUCCGGCCCGUCCAGUGUCCGUGAACUCAAAUGGAACACCCACUACCUCCCCUCAUCCUUACAAGCGGCACGAGACGAUGAUGGCUAUCAGCCGUACGGGCACUCCACUGGCCUCAUCAGAACAGUCGGCCUCUGUUCAGCUUGGUGCCAUUGAUAACAGUUUGUCUUGGCCAUGGAAGCAUCCAGACGCUUGGCGCAGCUUCCCCUUCGGCUGGCUUUUCCUUCCAGUCUCUCUGAUCGGACAACCUUUCUCGCAGAAAACUCGUGACCACUUCCUUCCACUUCUCACCUCCACUGCCUGGUGGAGCGGGACUCAGAUGGCUCUUCGUGGGAUAUUUUCACAGGACGACGAUUUCAAGGAAAGCAUGUUCGCGCGACAAAUUGCCGUAAUGAAAGGUCAAGCUUGGAACGUUGUGGAAACUUUGAAGCAUUCAGACCACGGUCCGCUCGAGCUAACUCGUCGAACAAGAGUCUGCGUUUGGGAUGACUUAGUCGAUGUACCUGUUGCCAUUCCCAUGCGUGCCCCUUCUACAGACCGAUCAAGAAACCGAUAUAUGAAUUACGACCCUGAUGAAGAAGAGAUGGAUAUCGGCGCGUCCGCCUCCUCUCAACCACUCCCCGAGCACGAUCUACUUGGGUUGAACUCGUCGCCAAGCGAUCUUCCCAACCCAAACCGGUUCGAACUCACCCGUGGUCGAGCUGAUGUUGAUAGCGUUGCUGAUGCUUCGAUUGGUAGCCCAGCAACUCUGAAUGAUCCUGACUUCGGUCGUCGCCACACGGAUGGUGCCGGGGGCUCUCUUGAUGGGUGGCCCUCGCUUCCUCCCCGUCAGCAAAAGCACCGCAAGAAUGGGGGCUCUUUGUCUUACCGUGCUCCCCGGGUCAAUACGUUCGGUAGCGAUGACCUCGAAGGUGAUCUUGGGUAUGCAGUUGCCGAGGGUAUGGAGGGUAACCAGCGCAAGGUGAUUGUCGAGCGAUUGGAAGCCGUCAAAAGCAAGAACCCAGUCUUCACAUGGUGCUGA
Messenger RNA from Penicillium brevicompactum, 2325 nucleotides. RefSeq names its product 1-phosphatidylinositol 4-kinase LSB6. Gene Ontology annotation, molecular function: 1-phosphatidylinositol 4-kinase activity. The transcript is spliced from 2 exons. Gene Ontology annotation, cellular component: fungal-type vacuole membrane; endosome; lysosomal membrane. The record is from RefSeq and is a predicted model, not a curated record. The coding region runs from base 1 to 2325 and encodes 774 amino acids. Gene Ontology annotation, biological process: endosome organization; Golgi organization; phosphatidylinositol phosphate biosynthetic process. Lineage: Eukaryota; Fungi; Ascomycota; Eurotiomycetes; Eurotiales; Aspergillaceae.